Messenger RNA from Prinia subflava (tawny-flanked prinia), 6837 nucleotides. It is a transcript of the gene HOXD1, whose product is annotated as homeobox D1. The coding region runs from base 662 to 1345 and encodes 227 amino acids. The record is from RefSeq and is a predicted model, not a curated record. The transcript has 2 exons. Gene Ontology annotation, molecular function: RNA polymerase II cis-regulatory region sequence-specific DNA binding; DNA-binding transcription factor activity, RNA polymerase II-specific. Lineage: Eukaryota; Metazoa; Chordata; Aves; Passeriformes; Cisticolidae. Gene Ontology annotation, biological process: regulation of transcription by RNA polymerase II. Gene Ontology annotation, cellular component: nucleus.
AACCAAGAGAGAGUUGGACGAUUUGGCUGAGUAGGGCAACUUGGUGCUCUCUGCCAGCUGCAAACACUCAGUAAACAAAACCGAAUCGCCAAGGGAAAAAUAAAAGUCCAUUAACUGUCUGAGCCUGUUAAGGGUGAGGGGAUUCAUUUUUGAGAGGCUGCAGAGCACUUAUCUGAUGGAACGAGACCAUUAUGUGCCAUGAGGUGCAGAAGCAGCCGGCCCCGCCCCCAGCCGCCGGGUGUGGAGACCUGGGUGUGCCCGCGUGGGCUCCCGUGGGAGCCUGCAGGAGCCCGGCCGGCUGCAGGGCAAGGGAGAGCGCAGACCUGUGCCUGGACGGGAGCCCGGAUAGCGGGAAAGCGCCGGCUCACUCACCUCCCAAACUCCCGGCAAACGUCCCAAGUGUGCGGCGACUCCAUCAAGGGCAGGGGAACGGCCUAUCCCGGGGGAAUCCCGGUGCGGAGCGGCGGGACUGCCCACCUGCAGCCCCACACCGGCCCUGGGCAGCCGGGAGUGGACAGGGGAGCUGGCGGCGCCCGGGACCCCCGGCUCGGGCUCGCCCCUCCGGGCUCCCAUUGGCCGCGGGGCGGGCCGUGCCGCCCCGCUCCCGGGCCUAUAUUAGGGCAAUAUUGCCCCGGCGGGGCGCGGUGCUGCCCCGUGGGUCAUGGACCUGGGUUACUUCGCUCUCGCCUUUCCGCAGGGGCUGUGCCGUGGCGCCCCGCGGGCCCCGUACCCGCAGCGAGGGGACGACGCCUUCCUGGAGUUGGGCACCACGGCCAGCGCCGCGCCCCGGCCGCCGGCGCUGGGGUACGCGGCCGCUGCCCCCGCGGCGCCGGGCCCCGGGUACCGGCCGUCCCGGGGAGCCGGACCGCCGGCCUACGCCAGGUCCAUCCUUCCCGGGAGCGGCCGCCCGCCGCCGGACCCUGCCUGCCCCUGCCUCGGCGCGGGCGGCGGGGGGCUGCGGCACCUCUCGCCCUGCCCCGGGGCCGCCCCCGGCUCCCCAGCUCCCGCGGCGGCUCCGGCGGCGCCCCGCACCUUCGAGUGGAUGCGAGCGAAGCGGAGCCCGCCUGGGAGAAGCGGUGCGGCGCCGUGCGGGGGGGAGCCUCCCGCCUGCUCCGCACGCACCAGCUUCAGCACCCGGCAGCUCACGGAGCUGGAGAAGGAGUUUCACUUCAGCCGGUACCUGUCGCGGGCCCGCCGCCUCGAGGUGGCCCGCUCGCUGCGCCUCCGCGACGCCCAGGUGAAGGUGUGGUUCCAGAACCGCCGCAUGAAGCAGAAGAAGCGGGAGCGGGAGGCGCUGUCCGCCCCCGCCGCUGCGCCCGCGGGGGUCCCGGGCGGCCCCGCCUGAGGCUCCGCGGGGCCCGCGGGGCGGUCGGGGCUGCGCUGAAAGCUGCGGCCGGCGGGGCACCCGGGUCGGGACCGCGGCGGGGCAGUUCCGCUGCUUUUUCUGUUGCAACUUUCUGUACAGCUUUAUUUAUGAGGAUUCGGGAAAAACCCCGGCCCGGAGCGCCGCUGCUCGGUGUCGGACCGGGCCGAGGCAGCGGGCGGGUGCAGCUAGGAGUUGGCGGAGAGCGCUGUUCCUCCAAGGCAGGGCAGUGAGCGGCUCUGCCACCUCCCCUGGGUUCGGGGGGAGGUGGGUGCGUGGAGGGGCUGCUCCACGCUCCCGACCCUUUCUUCGUUUUGCAUUUAAACAGAUAGAUCCAUGGGCUCGGGCAAAGUUGGUGCAGAAGUGGGGAAACCCAGAGAAGGCAGGGCAGGGCAGAGUAGGGAAACUUCCUCUUGCAGGAACGGCUGGGGAUGGUCAUGGCAUAAGUCCAAGAUCCCCUUUUGAAAGAAGUGUCCUUGUCUUCUGCCCUGCCCUUUGCAAAAUUGCUGCAAAAACCAGGCUGGUUUUGCUUGUAUUUAUUUAUUUAUCAUUCAUUCAUUCAUUCGCAUUCUUUUUCCUGAUGUGGCUGAUUUAGUUGAAAAUCUGAUUUUGAAAGAAAAAACUGUGAGAUAAAAUUGAAAAAGAAAUAAACUCUUAGGAGGAGCAUCUAUUCCCCUUCGAACAGCAGAGGUGCUGGGAUUUCCCUUGCAGAGGCUCUGGGCAGCCCAGGACUGGCCAGCAGCAACUCUGUUGACUCCCAGUUCCCCUCACAUAUCCAAUAGAAAGUAGACAAUAGAAAGUCUCUUACAGCAUCUAGGGCCAGACUGAGUUCAUAGCUCUCUCGGUCUUCCUUAUAUCUUAUGGUUAAAAAAUUUGCAUCAUUAAAAAUCUCUUUGCAACAAGUCUCACCACAUGCCUCAAGACCAAAACCUCACCAAAAGCUCAAGACCUGUUGAAGCUCAGAAAGAUGUUUGGGUUUGACCAAGGACAAAUACUGGCAAAAGGACAAGAGGAUUCCUGGGUCUUUUACUUGGAUACUUGCACAAACAAGACUGGCAAUGUUCCCAUAGAUAAAAUAUUGGUAUCAAGGUGGACAAAGGAACGAAGAUUAGACUUUUUCCCAUUUGUGCCUGGGAAAGCAUAACAGCAAUGUGGAGAGGAAUGACAUCUGGAUUUACGUGAAGGUGAUUCUAUUUAUUUGUGGACAGGGCUUUUAUUUUGGACAAGUCUCUUUCUGCCCUGGAUUUCCACUGAGUGUUGGACUUUGGGGUGAAGAACCAAUCAGGGGACUAGGGCAGACUUUAAGGGGACCUGUAAAAUGCACUGGGUCCCUGUCUGGAAGCCAGCCCCAGACACCAACAACUGUUUGUCUUUGCUGGAUGCUUGCUGGGUAAAAUGAACACAGAGAGAAGAUGAAGAUGGAUGUCUCAAGUCAAAAAGUCUGCAACGAAGAAGAUUCUUACUUUCUGUAAUACUUUCCUUCCCCCCAGGUACCCUUCUGCUUAAGGCUUUCUUCUCAAGAGGGAUUGGGAAGCCACUGCUGAUGGAAGCUUCAGCAGAGGUUGGUGGGAACCCUGGGAAAAUACUCCCAAAAGCUGGGUAGGCAAGUUGUGAUAAGGUUGUGGCAACCAGUCCACAGCUAAACAGGGGCAGAAACCUCCUUGGCAAAGAGAUGGGGACUUCCCAAGACAGAAGGGCUUGGUCACACAUCAUAUCCUGACUGUGCUGGUGAAGGACAAUAAUGCUAGAGGCUCACGGUUGUGCAUGCACACAGGCACAUUUUGUUCUGUUAUAGAGUUAUGGUUCAUGUCCCUUGGGCUGGUUCACUUCAUGGGACAGUCCUAAAUAUUCCCAGGACUGAAGUACUCGUGUAAAACUAGCUGCAACCAAAAUAUGUGGUUUGCAGUUCUUCAUUAAAGUAAUGACACCAAACAAGCAUUUAUACUGCAGGCUGACCAUUAAUUGAAUAAGGAAAUAAAGUUUCUGCUGCUUCUUUUUUUUUAAAGGUGCUCUUUAAAGUGAAGUAAAGCAAAAUCUGGUAAAAUUAAUGAAAUUUUGAAUAAAUCAACUUUAGUUUGCAAGUUGAAUUUUAAAGCCAAGUAAACUACUAACCAGCUCUUUCUCCAGAUUUUAAGGUCCAUUUUUAUGAACUCCUCUGUUACUACUCCUUCAUUUGGGUUUUUUAUAUACUACAAAUGAGCAUAGACAUACAGCUAGAAUACCCCAUCUUUUACAGAACAUAUGUUUCACAUACAAACUUUAGAAAACAGCUGUAUUUUCAGCUGCCUCCAAAUUUACCCCAUGUCUAUGGGGUUGUUUGCUUGCCAGCCUUUUAUUUUCCUAAUGAUUUUAACAUUUGUGCCAGGCUUUUUAGGCCAGAGGAAUGCUUUCUGUACUGCUGGCACACUCCUGCACUACCAACAUGGAAAGAAUGAUCCUCAUUGAUUUCAGUGGUGCUGGAUCAGACCAUUAGAGCACACUAAGUCUUUUACAAUGAAUGUGUUUGUGACAUAUAUUUUCCUGAAUAAAUAAAUACAUGUCCUGGCCUUGUAGCAGUGCACAGUUCUGUAUCCAUCAAAAUGACACAGACUGAAUGCACAGAGAUUUACUCUGAAAUUAAGAUGAAACUUUACAACUCUUUUAUGGCUAUCUGAAUCAAUUUGGUAUAAGCACAACUAUAUUCUGUCUUAAGAACCAUUACUUAGUAUUAAGUGUAAUUUCUGCUCACAUGACAGGGCCAGUUUAAUAGGAUCUUUCUCCUCACUAACAGUUCUAGCUGUAUGAGGAUUAGAUAUUGCUCCUUUGCACUAUUCUGUCAGCAAGAUACCCAAAGGAAGGCGCUAAUGCAAGUCACGUGCCAACUCUUAAAUAAUUAAAUAAAAAUGCCUGUGAUAUCCAUGGUGCACACAUGAGACAAAUAAAUGAUAGAUAAAGUCUAGGAUUCACUCAUUUAACAUUAAUCCCAAGAGCUGUGUCUCACACAUGCUCAAUUUGAUGCCUAGCAGUUGGGAACAGGUUUUUAGAUUUGGCAGCUAGAGGUAAGAGCACAAGCUGCAGUUUUCACUGUAUUGGAACAAAAUAUUCCAGACUGGACUCAGUAGAUACCCACCACCCCAUAACUUACCACAAAUUAUGAAACUACUAUUUCCUGGCCAAUUUGUCCCCUCAACCAUCAUUAGAAACCACAGAAGGAGCAUUCUCUUUCGGUCAUAUAUUAAUUUUUGCCUACUGACUGUGGCUCAAAGGGCCCCAGGCUACAAAGGGAUAUGAAAAAAAAAAGUUUUUAUGCGUUCCCAUUUUGCCUGAAACAGAACAAAAAUAUUGAUUUGAAAGGCUUCAAAGAGGAAACGAAAUGUAAAAUUACUGUUCCUAAGUGGUAUAUGUGAAUGUAGAGAUGUUAUAUCUUUUGGCUAGGUAAAUGAUAACAGAAGAUCUCACCUCUUUGAAAACCAAGCUUAGGCAAGAACCCGGGCUUGCCUGGGUAUCUGUCUUCCCAAGUGGACCAGAUUUGGUAUGUUACUCCUUGGAACUACAGCACAAAGAUGAAUGACAGCACUUUGUGGAGGGACAAACCAACAACUCUGUUUUAUGGUAUGAGCUGCAUAUCCAGGUUUAUUUUGACCAUGCAAGUAGCCAGUAGUAAGCUAAAAACCAAAAAUAUGCAACUCAAUCCCCACAUUUUAAUCUUUUAAAAGUGUCCUCUGUUAUUGAUUGGUUCAACUUGAAACUGUGGUUUAUGCAAAUGAUGGUACAAAUUGCUAGCAGAGGAGAACAGACUAUUACCUCUUUUAAGAAAAAUCUUUGCAGACACAAAUACAAGUUGCAAACACCUCCUUGGAGUUCCAAGAACUUGUCUCUAGCAGCAAAGAAAUCAUACUUAUGAUUUGUCCUGCACUGCUCUGUUAGCCUAGUGCCAAGGAACCCCCAAGAACACUCACAAAUCCCCGAUCACUGAAGAGAAACAGGUAUGGAGAGAAACCCCAGAUGAGACAUGGCUGUUACCUGUUCAUGAGGUGACUGAAGUUUAGGGGACACACAUUCUAUUCUAUUUGCAAUAUAUGGCUACAUACAGCUAUGUGUUUAUAUGAUUCACUCAAUCUCAACCAUUGUUUUUUUGUGACUUUUCCUAAUGUCAGUGAACUAAGGAGCCUUUGGCCAAGGAAAGUCACCCUGACAAAGAAAGGUGAACCAAAUGAUAAAUUGUUGUUCUCCCUAUCAUAACAAUAUCUGUUAUUCUCACAUUCUCUACUUAACCACAUGCCUCCCCAGAUAAUUCUGGGAAAUAUAUAGGGAAAAGAUGCUUCACAGAGCCAAUGUCUUACUGUAGCUUAGCUUUAUCUGGAAGUCUUUUGCUGUUCUUGAUCGUCAGCCAAGUAAAGAAAGUAACCCUCAGCUGUAAAUCUUCCUUGGCUGUUUAAGCCAAUUUAUUCUUACACAGAGUGUUAAAAUCUCAGCUGGAGAUACAGUCCUGAGACCUUUAUUGUAAACUGGACAAGGCUUCCUUUAUACUGAAAAAAUUUAGACCACUGGUCCACAAAAGAGCUUUUCAUAAACAAUUUUGGUACUCUUGUGUUCUUGUUUCCUCAGAAGAUAACAGCCACUGGUAAUUAGCAGAUUGAAAACCAGCAGUUUAAAUAAACAAACAAACACUGGAACAAAUCCAGUCCGUUUCUUUUCUACUAGCCUAGCAGAUUUCCCAGCACCUGGAAAAUAGGUCUUUUUUACUAUGCUUCAUCAGAAAGCAUAGCGUUGCAAAUAAUAACCACCCAAAAUUCAUUUUAUUCUGAAAAAUGUGGCAUUUUUAACCAGGAUGGCAUAUCAUGUCUUUUGGAAGAGUUAACAGGUCUAUCUCAAUCAGUCUGGCCCUGACCUUAGAGUGAUACCCCUACACUGACCAACAUGGGGCACACACCUCACCUGGGAGCUCGAGCCCUUACACAGACAACAAAGACCUUUGCACUGCAUCAAUUCAUGCUGCUGUGGAUUGUUACAUUCCCCUGUGGGAAUGGUUUCUCCCCCUUCAGGGACCCCUAGAGCUUGUACCAUGUAGUUUGACCCUUCCUUCCCUUUCUGACCCCAUUGGCUGUGUUCCAACUUGCCCCACCCUGACAAGAGCUGAGAAAAGACCCUGUUCCCCUGUGCACGCCCUCUUUCCCUAUGGACACCACCUGAAAUAAACAUCUUACUGCAGCUAAGGGGGAGAGCCUCUUUUGGAUCCUUUCUCCUGUCUUUUGAUAUAGUUCUCCAGAGCCUGAGAAGGACUGAGCUAGCUUAGACCCUCGGAGGGGUUAAAAGGAAGAUUUAUUAUCAGUGGAUGAGCGUAAAAUGCCACCCAUGUGUGAAUUCAGUGGAUCAGGAGACCUGCUUCUGUGGGGCAAAAAGAACCAUUCCUUCUGCCCCUACAGCCAAUGAGAAACACCGGUAACCCAGUAAUAUGAUUUUGGUGACAUUAGUAUAGAUGAGAAUCUGAGAGC